AUGAUUAUAUCAAAAUCUUUACUGAUAUUAUUGAAUUGUGAUCAAUAUUUACAUAAUAAACGUGAUCCUGUUUUUCUUAUCAUAUCUGGUUCAUGUGCUACUCAAUGUUUACCUCGUAUUCAUAAUCUACCUGCUAUUGAUUCGAUAUUUAUCUAUUGUGCUUCGCCAUCAAAAUAUAAAAAAAUGAUCGAUACGAAUACAAAAGUAGUUAGUUGUGUGUCAACUGAACGAGAACUUUUGAAUCAAGUGCAUUGGUGGACUGAAUUAAAAUGUUCAACUCAAUUUUACACAUGUGGAAAUGGUUUUAAACGUUUGACACGUGAUUCAUCACUUUUUCUUGCCUAUUUCUUGGUACUCAAUGGAAUUCCUGACGGUAGUACUAAAGAAGAUAUGGUAGAUGUUUGUCGAGCUUAUUAUGCUGAAAAUACAAUUGAAAAUGAAAAUAUUAAUGAAUUCGAAAUAAAUUAUACUCAAGAUCAAGCAAUUGCAUGGUAUACGAAGAGUACAUUCGUCUAUAAAAUGUUAAAGAAAACCUUACGUCUUUUCGAUUUGAAUAAGCUCUACGCGUUUGCUUUUUAUAUUCGUGACUUACAAAACCAACUAGAAAACUGGCAUUAUACUUCGUCGAAAACAUUUUUCGUCUAUCGUGGAUUAACUAUGUCAUUAGUUAAUAUAGCUCAACUUCAAGCUAAUGUAGGAAAUCUUGUUGCACCAAAUGGUUUCUUAUCAACAAGUCGAACACGAGAUAUUGCAAUGAACUAUGCCAGAAAACAAACUAUUCUUGAACAAGGUGAUAAUUUCUGUAAUGUUCUUCUAGAAAUAGAGAUUGGUACAGAUGUUUCUUCAUCUUGUAUUUUUGCUGAUGUAUCACAUGUUAGUGCUUUUCCAGAAGAGCAAGAAAUUUUGUUUUCUAUUGGAACAAUAUUUCGUAUAAAUGAAGUUAGUUUGUCAUCUCAAACGGGUAUUUAUAUUAUCAAAAUGAAAACAGCCAAUUGCAAAGAAUAUGCUCUUGUUGACAAACUUCUUACUAUUGCACGAGAAAAAUUUGAUGAACAUACAAAUCAACAACUUAUUCUCAAACUACUUCAAUAUGCCCAAUCAUUUUCACGUUAUCAAUUUAAUUUUGAUCGAUCAUGGACAUGGAGUGAUAUCAAAAAUGGAAUGUAUGCUACUUCUCAUAGAGCUGUAAAAGCUUUAAUUUCCGGAGCUUAUAGAUUUACUCGAACAAACUAUUUACAAUCAAAUACAACAACAACAUUAGAAAUUACAGGAUCAAAUAACAUUGAACCUGGCUUUUGCUUUUAUUCGGGUACUUCAAUAUUACAUACACGACUUCGAACUGAUGUCGAUGAUGAUAAAAAUUGGAUAAGUAGUGGUGAAUUUAUACGUAUUUUGGCUUCUUCCGAUUUUCAAGAAUAUCCUCGUACAUAUUUUGUUAUUUCUAACGUUCAAUUACCAUCUUAUCUUCUGAUAUUGGGUUCUAAAUGGUUACAUAUUUAUUAUAAUAAUGGUGAUGAUGAUGAUGAAGUUAAAUUUGAUCAAGUUUAUUGUCAAUUUAUUCAUGAUUUGGCACAAUACUAUCGUGAAAUUGCUCAGCGAAUUCUGCGAGAGCAAAAUGAUCGUGAAAAAGCAAAAUUAAAAAUUUUAUUGGCGCAUGAAAAUUCAACUCGUACAAUUUCGUUUGAAACAUCUUCCCUUUUUUGCCUGGUUGAUACUAAAAGUUAUUUAGAGAUGUCAGAUACUCAGUUAGGAGAGACUGCUCCACUUGAUUUAUUCGAUGAUCAAAUAGAGGCUAUUAUUUUGGAUCAAAAUGGCGAGAUAUCAAAUGCUGAGCAACAACUAAAACCGUUCGGUUCUAUUGUAAAAAUAAUUGAAAAUUUAAAAAUAUUAAAAACAUUAUUGAAAAAUAAAUCUGAAAAAACAAUUAUUUUCAUACUAAUUCUUCCGAAUGGAAGUCGAAGUGAUGUUAUAGAAUUUCUAAUUAAUGAAGAAUUUCGACAACAAUCAAUACAUUCAUUUUAUUUGUUUUUCAUUAAUGGAGAACAACAUGAAGCCGAACUACGGAAGCAUUUUCCUCAGCUAUCUAUCGAAUGUUAUUCUAUAACAGAACGACGUUAUGAUGAAAUUCAAAUGGUCUUAUCAAGUGCAUGUGAUCUGAAUAUUAAAUUUUGCUAUCGACAAGCAGCAAAAGAAGAAGCUCAAGAUAACAAAGGUCUAGCAUUCAUUUAUGAGCAACAACGUCGAAAUCUUAUAAUACUUCAACGAACUUUUAAUAAUUAUCUUCUCAAUGAAAUUGAUAAUCACUGA
Molecule: messenger RNA, 2307 nt
Organism: Rotaria sp. Silwood1
Lineage: Eukaryota; Metazoa; Rotifera; Eurotatoria; Philodinida; Philodinidae
Source: the annotation of a GenBank genome assembly